CCUGCUGCCCCCCGGCCCCCCGCCGCCAUGCAGGUGUCCAUCGCCUGCACGGAGCAGAACCUCCGCAGCCGGAGCAGCGAGGACCGGCUGUGCGGGGGGCGGCCCGGCCCGGGGGGCCCCAACGGGGGCGGGGGCCACGCCAACCCCGCCGGGCCGCCCCCCGCCCCCAAGGCCCGGGGCGCCCCGGCGUCCGGCCGCUCGCCCGGCCCCCCCGCCUCCGGACCCCUGCGGGAGACCACGGGGCGCGCCACCGGCAUGAAGUACAGGAACUUGGGAAAAUCUGGUCUCCGGGUCUCCUGCCUCGGCCUUGGCACCUGGGUCACCUUUGGUUCCCAAAUCUCCGAUGAGAUGGCCGAGAACGUGAUGACCGUUGCUUAUGAGAACGGGGUGAAUCUGUUCGACACGGCCGAGGUGUACGCGGCAGGGAAGGCGGAAAGGACUCUGGGAAAUAUCCUGAAGAACAAAGGCUGGAGGAGAUCCAGCUAUAUCGUCACCACCAAGAUCUUCUGGGGCGGCCAGGCAGAGACGGAGCGGGGCCUGAGUCGGAAGCACAUCAUCGAGGGACUCCGGGGUUCCUUGGAGAGACUCCAGCUCAGCUAUGUGGACAUUGUCUUUGCCAAUCGCUCUGACCCCAACAGCCCAAUGGAGGAGAUCGUCCGAGCCAUGACCUACGUCAUCAACCAGGGCCUGGCGCUCUACUGGGGGACGUCCCGUUGGGGGGCCGCGGAAAUCAUGGAAGCCUAUUCUGUCGCCCGGCAAUUCAACUUGAUCCCACCGGUGUGUGAGCAGGCCGAAUAUCACCUCUUCCAGAGGGACAAGGUGGAAACCCAGCUGCCUGAACUUUACCACAAGAUUGGUGUGGGCUCCGUCACCUGGUCCCCUCUGGCCUGUGGCCUCAUCACCAGCAAGUACGACGGGAGAGUCCCAGAAACCUGCCGAGCCGCCAUUAAGGGUUACCAGUGGCUGAAGGACAAGGUGCAGAGUGAGGAUGGGAAGAAGCAGCAGGCCAAGGUCAUGGACCUGCUACCCAUCGCUCAGCGGCUCCGCUGCACCGUGGCCCAGCUGGCAAUUGCCUGGUGUCUCCGCAGUGAGGGGGUGAGUUCUGUCCUCCUGGGGGUCUCCAGUGAGGAGCAACUGUUGGAGAAUUUGGGAGCCUUGCAGGUUCUGGGUCAGCUGACCCCUCAGACGGUGCUGGAAAUCGACGGGCUCCUGGGGAACAAACCGCACUCCAAGAAAUAGUCCUCAGCGUAAGAAGACCACAGCCGGGGCCUUGUCACACUUGGCCCUUUCCCCUGCUCUGGCCCCCUUGCGCCUGCCCUGGUCCCCCAAAUCCCUCUGUGCUCUGGGCUGGCCCCACCCACAAAGGAGCCUCGGCCUCCGCGGCUGCCUAACGCAUGACCAAACAGCCAUAUUGCGCCGCAGCGGGGUUGAGGGGAGAGAAAGCAGUCCCCGUCUACCAUGCCCACCCCUUCCUCCUCGGCCCCAUCGCUUCUCCCGGGCAUGAGCUACGGGACCGAUACCCCCCUCCCUACCCCUCCUGACUCGCUGCCCAUCCCUGCCUCCGGCGACAAGAAAAUGGGACAGGUGAGAAGUGGCCCAGUGCUGUCAACUAAGAUCCAAGAAGGCGCCAACUGGAGUCGCCGCAGGAAAUAAGGAUGGGCCUGAUGGGAAACGGAUGGCUGGAAUCCCGCGAGCGGGGCUCGGAGUACCUGGAAGGGGAUUUGGACAUCACUGGGGAACUCAGGAAGUGAUCCUAACCCUACGAGAUGGUGACCACUCAGUGGCGUGGGACACCGAGAGUGAGGCAGAUACGUAAGAAUUAGCUGGGGGAUUUAUUUUUGUGACGCUACGUGUGGUGUGGCCAAACAGGAAGUGGAUGGGAAUCUGUCGGGGGGCCUAGAAAAUGGCCCUCUGCCUAACAGGAAGUGAAUCCUGACGUGUUCGGGACUCAGGGACCUGGCGGGAAGUGGCUCGGUGAAGCCAGCGUGGCUCAAGGAAGCAUGGCAGGACCUCACGGGAAGUGGAUGGAGGUAUUACUUGGGAUACCGGACGCUGCCCGGCCUGGCGGUGGGGGAGGGCAGACAUUUUCCUCAUGGCAAUAACCCUAAAGCAAUAACGAUGGCCCCUCCCCCGCGGGGCAUCCCAGGGAACUGUAAAUAAAGUCCCAGCUUCCCCCUCA
Molecule: messenger RNA, 2179 nt
Organism: Ornithorhynchus anatinus (platypus)
Lineage: Eukaryota; Metazoa; Chordata; Mammalia; Monotremata; Ornithorhynchidae
Gene: KCNAB3
Product: potassium voltage-gated channel subfamily A regulatory beta subunit 3
Exons: 14
Coding region: 28-1239 (403 amino acids)
Biological process (GO): regulation of potassium ion transmembrane transport; potassium ion transport
Cellular component (GO): voltage-gated potassium channel complex; cytoplasm; membrane
Molecular function (GO): transmembrane transporter binding; potassium channel regulator activity; voltage-gated potassium channel activity
Source: RefSeq, a predicted model, not a curated record